Molecule: messenger RNA, 318 nt
Organism: Strongyloides ratti
Lineage: Eukaryota; Metazoa; Nematoda; Chromadorea; Rhabditida; Strongyloididae
Product: RE48509p
Exons: 2
Coding region: 1-318 (105 amino acids)
Biological process (GO): intracellular protein transport
Cellular component (GO): membrane
Molecular function (GO): SNAP receptor activity
Source: RefSeq, a predicted model, not a curated record
AUGAGUAAAAACUUUUUCGAAGAUACAUUAGAAAAACAAAAGCUUUUGAUAGGAGAACAAGAUGAGGAUUUAAAUAAAGUUGGAGAUUCAUUAAGUACAAUAAAGCAUAUGAGUUAUAAGAUUGGAGAUGAAUUAGAUGACCAGGCUGAAUUGUUAGAAGAUUUAGAUAUACAAAUGAAAAAUACAGACAUUAAAAUGGAAAAUGUUAUGAAAAAAAUUGUUAAAUUGACAAAGUUAGAAGAUGAGUCAAAUCAAUGGAAAGCUAUUAUUUUCCUCAUAAUUUUAAUUUUCAUCCUAUUUUUCAUUUUAAUUUUUUAG